Messenger RNA from Orussus abietinus, 987 nucleotides. Its product is annotated as probable beta-hexosaminidase fdl. Gene Ontology annotation, biological process: carbohydrate metabolic process; glycosaminoglycan metabolic process; ganglioside catabolic process. The record is from RefSeq and is a predicted model, not a curated record. NCBI's taxonomy places the organism in Eukaryota, Metazoa, Arthropoda, Insecta, Hymenoptera, Orussidae. Gene Ontology annotation, cellular component: membrane. Gene Ontology annotation, molecular function: beta-N-acetylhexosaminidase activity.
CUUUUCAUAAAUUGUUGGAAUUCUACCUCGGAGAUUACGGAUGUCAUGGCCGAGAGAGGAAUGGACCGGAAGGUCGAGGAUUUUUUGGAAUUGUGGGGAAACUUCCACAUAGCUCAAUUGAAGAUCAUCGACGACCUCAGAAGAGACGGAGAGAGAAGCAAUAUCAUCAUCUGGAGUUCUCGACUAACCGGAUUGGACACUAUCGAGCGAUAUUUGGACAAGUCGCGAUUCGUCGUGCAAACGUGGGUUGAGUCGACCUCGGAAAUGCCCUUUAAUUUGCUCAAUCUGGGCUACAAGUUGAUCAUAUCCACAAAAAAUGCCUGGUAUCUCGAUCACGGGUUUUGGGGUAGAACCAAGUACCACACAUGGAGGGACGCUUACAACAACCGAUUACCCAGACUGGAUGGAGUCCUCGGGGGCGAGGCGUGCAUAUGGGGCGAGUACAUCGAAGACAACAGCUUUGAUCCGCGAAUCUGGCCGAGAGCUGCUGCAGUUGGCGAGAGACUCUGGUCGGAUCCUUCCAGAAUGACCACUGCAGAUGCAGAACCAAGACUCGAGGCGCACCGAAGAAGACUAGAAGUUCAUGGCAUCCACACAGAAGCCCUGGCUCCAGAAUGGUGUGCACAGAAUGAAGGACAAUGUUUAUGAUAAAUCGGGUUCACUAUACACGGUUGGAGUAGCCAUAAACAUCCGAAAAAAUGGCGGAAGGCUGGUUUUUUCCUUGUCACCCAGUGUUUCUUGGAGCACGAAGGAAAAGUCUCCUUUGCAAAAAUUCUGAACGAUGAGUAGUUUCCGAGAUAUUCAGGAUAGGAAUGGACCAAUCACAAUGUGGCGCCAGAGAACGAGUGGGGGAGGGGGGCGUGGUCGCCCGGAUCUCGCUUGUAAUUGGCUAGUUUUAAUGUUGAAUAUAGAAACGAUUGGGACCAGGAUAUUCCCCCAAAGUCUUCUUAGUUGCAAUUUCGCAAUAAAAUCGUGAUGUAAAUUGAA